Epinephelus moara (kelp grouper) is the source of this 5005-nucleotide messenger RNA. Its product is annotated as zinc finger protein 518A. The record is from RefSeq and is a predicted model, not a curated record. Gene Ontology annotation, biological process: regulation of transcription by RNA polymerase II. Gene Ontology annotation, cellular component: nucleus. NCBI's taxonomy places the organism in Eukaryota, Metazoa, Chordata, Actinopteri, Perciformes, Serranidae. Gene Ontology annotation, molecular function: DNA-binding transcription factor activity, RNA polymerase II-specific; RNA polymerase II transcription regulatory region sequence-specific DNA binding. The transcript has 3 exons. Bases 493 to 4656 code for a protein of 1387 amino acids.
ACACACACACACACACACACACACACACACACACACACGGGCAACGAAUGACGUAGGGCUCAUGCUGCGAACACACCGUCAGGUCCUUAUGGGCGUCUGGUUAAACAGAAUACAUUUUCACUUCAAAGUUGUUUUAACUGUGUUUACUACGAGAAAUAUGCCCUUCACGGCACUAGUUUGGUAUUUGACAAGCAAUACAUAUUCAUCCGCUUCUACAUGAGUGUCAAGAGCACAUCAGUACCCGGAUGGACUGUCAUGGCCGCCGUCGCUGUGGAUCCAUAGAGAGGAGACGAGGAAGGGAAAUGUUUCUGCUGUGUGUUUUUUCAACCUAUACCUUCUUUUCAUAAUGUCGGACGUUGACGGGACGCCGCCUGAACUUCCAUCGAGUUCAUAGCGCAGUGGCCACACUACAAACCCCUCUUCUUCAGACACAACAUGCAUUAAUGUUUGAGUUUGUCCUCAAGAAGUACAGAUAUCUGUAGAUUUACAACUAUGGAAGAAGACCUCACAAUACCUCACGAUUCUGCCAAAAACUGCAACAUUUCAGUAAUAGGGGAUGAAAAAGAAAAGGUAAAAGACUUUGUUUAUAAGCAUUUCAGAGAAGUGGCAGAUGGGUCACUCUUCAAUAAUGCAGAAGAAUCUUCCAUUAAGGAACAUGGGAGUUCUGCCAAGAAAGAGAAACAAACACUCAAUAAAGCCCAUUGUAAAAAUCAGCAGGGGGCUGUUUUCUCUGGAAAGAUUCUGAGUUUUGGAUGCUCAGUGUGUAAAGAUGAUUCCACAUAUAGCCCCAAUGAUCUCCUUAAACAUUUUCGAGCAGCCCAUAAAGGAACCCUUCCUACAUACCCAUGUGACCUGUGCGGUUUUGUCACAAAUGAGUUCCCUGCUCUUCAACGUCAUCGGAUUGAGCACAGGAAUACCCUGGUUACCUGUGAGCUAUGCGACAAUGAUGUUCAGUACUCUCUGCUUUUGCUUACCAGACACUACAUCAUGUGUCACAGUCUAAACGGGCAGUUUAACUGUGACUGGUGUGACUUUACAACUGUGGAUGCAGGUACAUUCGUCCAACACAUCCAUCAUCAUAAUGAGAGUCCAUGGAAGUGUUCAAAAUGCAGACAUAUCAGCUCAAACGAAGAGGAUCACCAGAAGCAUAUGAAAGCUCACUCGGGUACUUUCCCCUUCACUUGUCAGUUUUGUGGAUAUGGUGCAGCAAGAAGCGAGUAUCUUAAAAAGCACAUGGCAGCUGUUCACAAAGAGGAGGCUGAGAGAAGGAAUGUAUGGAAGAGUAUAGAGGACAGUGGGAAUUCAGCAUCUGCAACUUUAAAACUUUUCAUGAAAAAGAGUACUGAAGCACAGGAGGCUCAGAGGAUAUCGAAACUGAACUGUCUUUCUGGGAGUUUACCAAACCAAAAUGGCAGGCUAAUCAAACCAGAGAAAUCCCUUGAGGAGACCCACCACUUUGUGGAUGGGACUGUAGCAAAAAAGGACAACAAAAAUUGGAGCAAAGGUUCUCAUAAUACAGAGCAGUCAAUGCCAGUAAUGUUACAGGAAUGUGACAACUCUGCAAGUUCUGAUGCCGCAAGUCACACCAGUCCUAAUGGACUGACUGUUCUGAUGGUUAAGAACAAAAUCUCUCUUCCCCCCAACUGUACAACCAAAGUAAUGGGAUUCAAGAUGGUUGAUGGCAAAAAACAUUUAGUUCUCAAAGUAAUACCAACAGCAAAGCAAGAUUCAUCCACUCAGAACCAUUCCUUGGUUGAAGAUGUGGGCUCCUCAGCACCAAAUCCUGUGCAGUAUAAAAGCAAAAUCUCUAAUGAGAAUGGGGAGUUCUCUGACAGCAAGAAUUCAACAUCGCAUUGCUUUGCUCUUUCACCAAGAACUGGAUCUUGCAUACAGAUGGAACAAGAUGAUAUUAUGGCAGUAAAAGUAAAGAUUGAGGAGGAAGAAACUUCUGUUUGCAACCUUGAUUCCACCCCACCUAGAAAUGAUGUUGGGGAGCAAACUAAUCCUUUACUAAUUGGGUCUUCAACUUGUGCAGAUACGUUAUAUCCUGUGACAAAUGACUUUGAUCAUGUGGGCGACCAAAGUCACCAAAGUCAAACAACCUGCUCACAAAGAAGUAAGUUUGAUAAUAAUUCAGUCUCUGCGACAUUUAACUCUAAUGCAACCUCCCAUAGUGGUUCUCAAAUCAGCAAUACUUCAACAGUGUGUGCUGGUAAGGUCAGUGGUUUAUCUUCACCUUCAAAAGUUGCUCAGGAAACAUUGCUUUCCAGACAAGUCUCCAAAGAAACCAUUGAAAACUGUGGGGCUGCAGAUGAGUUAUUAAUGACUGAUACAGAAGCAGGCAAACUCAUUGACCAACACAGAGGGAACUCUCCCUGUAACACUAAAGAAAACAAUGACCAAUCUUCUCAGAGUACUCCAGAAAAGACUGAUAGGGUUAGACCAGAGACUGAACAGAAAAGCAGCCAGCAUCUUAAACACCUUUCCAUGAAUGCAGUACCAUCAGACUCAUCCACACCCACUUCAGGUAGCUGCAGAGAAAGUGCUGUGGGCUCAGAAAAUUGCACACAAAAUUCACCAAACCAAGGAGUGUUUACUUUUCACAACUACUCUAAGGAAACAUUUGGCACUUCACCUAACACUCCCCAAAACUUUGACAAUAUGUCUGAACAUUCGCUAGACAAAGAAAGUAUUUGUGAAUCAUCACAGUUUAGCUUGACAUUGGCAGAGUCUCCAGAACCAUUCACAGAAAGUGGCAAUGGAGAAGACUCUACUCAAGAAAAGAUAUUGGAUAGUGACAUUGAGGUUGAGGGAUGCAUAGCUAGUGUUGACGAUCCUGCCACUGAAGAUGAAAAUCCUGAUUCAGUGCUCCAAGACUUCAAUAUUAUUAAAAUUGAGGAGGACAGCAUUCCUAUAUCUAACAAACAGUCUGAAACAAAGAGUAGUUCAACUCUCUUGGGCAGUUUUGUGGAGGAACAUUCAGAUGCAAUCAUUACCCAACAACUUAAUAAGGAAAGAGUUGGGUCUUCAAGUGCAAGUAAUGAUUCUUUGAAACAAACAAAAACGACUCUACGAAUUCUUCAGUUGCCAGAGGGCAAGCAGUCAGUACUCUUAAGAACUUCGGAGAAUCGUUUUGCCGUGCCAAUGCAGGUCAAGGCCACUCCAGGUUUCAAACUGAUAACGAAUUCUGCAAAUCCUCAGAUCAAUGUAUCUUAUAUGAAGCCAGGGGCAGAAAGAUCAAGUAACCCUACUGGAGUAACCCUCACUCCAAACAGCAGGAGGAUAGGUGUAUCAGCACCAAAUCCAGGAGCUGAUGAAAAAGGGAAAACACUUCUCUCUGCUGUUCAAUCAGGUGUUAGCACCACCUCAAAUCACUACUUUAUCAACAGCCCAGGAUUUAAGGGUCCUGUACUUCUUUCAAGCACACCACAUAAUACACCUACAGACAAAACGGCAAAGACACAGCAGACUUGCUACUUGGUACAAAGGUCUGUUCCAUUUGUUCAGAGCCCCAGUGCUCCUGGCCUCAGACUGGCAAGUACACAACUCCCACUGAGCUCACGGCCAGUUGUGGCCAUGCCUGUGAGCACUGCAGACAAACCUAACACUCUGCAAUCCGGUCGCCAGGCAUUUUUGCUGCGAUACAUUUCUCCACCCAAAUCACGCUUACUAUUAAACAACCAAGAUGCAAAGACUGGGACUCAGUGUAGCCAAUCCAGUGAAAGUACUGGAAACAAAGUCAUAUUUAAAAUAGUCACUCCUACUGGUAGCCUUCUUACAAGUGGUGCUCCCACCUCAAGCAGUCAACCUUUGUUUUUGGCCACCAGACCUCAGACCCAGUGUUUUCUGGUGUCAUCGAACAAAACAAAUGCAAAUGCCUCCAAUGGAGUGAAGAAAUUGAUCACCAUCCAAAACACUGCACAGAAAGAUGUCAAGGAAUCUUGCAUUUCACCCUCUCAAAUGAAUGUAAAGGUACAGUCAAGUGAAGCAGAGAAACCUAUCCUAGCCCCAAGGCCAAUUCGGCCUCCAAGCCAAAGGAAAAGGCGCAGGAAACCAUUGUUUGACGAGCUCCCAGCAACGAUGCACAAAGCUAGAAGACUGACAAAUAAAAUACUGACUGAGAAAGAGACUACUGUGUUAUGGAAGCCUGUAGCCAAAGAAGUUGAAAGGACACUAAGGCUUGCCCCAUUCAGUUCUCUGCAGCAGGUCAAAUGCCCUCGUAGAUACCAACCUGUAGUGGUGCUCAAUCAUCCAGAUGCUGACAUUCCCGAAGUGGCCAAUAUCAUGAAGGUAGUUAACAGAUACAAAGGUGCUGUUACUAAGGUCUCUCUGUCUCAGAAAACAAUCCAAGCACUCUCUGAGCUUGGUGCUCUAUGGGAGAAUUCCUCGACCAAAGACCAAUCGUCUCCCAGCGAUGAUCCAAGACCCCGGCCAGUACAGAGUUCUGUCCGAGAGCGAUUCCUCCUGAAACUGAAGUUGAGGAAAAAAAGCAAAAAAAAGUAUGAGGUUGUGAAAACUCGAUCAGGUGGUAGACAGGAGCCCGUGGUGUUUGACUGCUGGUUUUGUGGUCGGCUCUUCAACAGCCAAGAAGAUUGGAUUGGUCACGGUCAGCGGCACCUCAUGGAGGCAACUAGAGACUGGAAUAAACUGUUCUAAAAUGUUCCAUCAUCUCGUAUGGGGUGAUAUUCUGUCCUUUUUGAGGUGAAACAAAUCGUUGAAGUUGUAUAUUUUUUAAUGACCUUCCACUAUACGUUUGUUCAAUUUCUGUUCCUGUAAAUACAUAUUCUUAAGUAAAUCAUAGUUUAUCUUUUCAUAGGUGCAUAUUCUGAUAAAUUAUGUACUGCAAGCAUGAUUUAUAUCAUGCAUGCACAGGUCAAAUUGAACUGUGAAAAUGGUACACUGUAAUUAGGAGUUGUGGUAGGAGCACUAGCUUAGAGAAAGGGGACAAUAUCAGCAAAGGUUGUAUGUAGAGUUGGAUUAAAUUACUCAGGUGAUUUCCUAUUAA